This is a messenger RNA of Sycon ciliatum, 3594 nucleotides long. RefSeq names its product fibrillin-2-like. NCBI's taxonomy places the organism in Eukaryota, Metazoa, Porifera, Calcarea, Leucosolenida, Sycettidae. The transcript is spliced from 6 exons. The coding region runs from base 1 to 3594 and encodes 1197 amino acids. The record is from RefSeq and is a predicted model, not a curated record. Gene Ontology annotation, molecular function: calcium ion binding.
AUGGUCAAUAGUCAUGGCCUGGGACCUGGCUGGCUCGAACGCAAUUCUCCAGCUGGUGCCCCAAUUCACAAGGGCAUCGAGAGCAUUUUGCAGGACUGUCGAGCUGUGGUCAAUGGUAUCCAUGGUGGACAGGCACUGAAACAGCGUUGUGUCGUCAGCAUAAGCGCUGACUGCAACUACACCAUAGCCAACCUGGGCACUUUCAUCUUAACUCACGGCAGCCUUCGCACUCUGCAAUGUCCACUUGGCCACAAACCUGUUGCUCCGUUCACCAUCAUCUGUGGCCUGAAGGCCGAGCCAUCCACAUCGCAGCCUCAGUCUUGUACACCAAUGACCUGCCCUGACAUUGGGGCCGGUCUGACAAACUACAACUUAUCACCGACCAAGAUCAAUGUGAACUACUCCCGGGCUGGACUGCACCCUGUCGGGGCCAGCGCCUCAAUUUUCUGCGACCCAUCCAGCAACGAACGUCUAGAGCUGCAGGUGCCGCCCCGCUUGCCACCGUUGGCAGCAAUGCUUGUGUGCACGUUCCGAACCGACCGCAUUAUGGAGGAAAAUGUAUGGGUUCCCAGCCCCGGCUCCCCGUUCAGUGACGUAUCGGGCGUGCAGUGCUCGGAUUCUUGUGAGUUCUCUCUGGCCAUUCCGAACGGCUACCUGGCCAGGACACGAGGUGGACAGCCGGCCGACGUAAGAUGCAACCCGGGCUAUGCCCUGCUCAGACACGGCAACAUCACGUGUGGUGGUGCCAGCAGUCCAACUAAUGCCUUUUACACCUACACGCCUCUGGCUGACGGCAGCCUGCCUUUCUCCUGUGUCUCUAUCGACCCUUGCCAGUCUGCUUCAUGCCCGGGGAAUGCAACGUGCACGCCGCAAGGUGUCGCCGCCUACAAGUGUAAGUGUCCCGCUGGGUAUUACCACAACGCCUUCUAUGGUGCUUGCGUGGAUAUUGACGAAUGUAAACAGCCAGCCGCCGCCAGAACACUGGCCUGCCACGCCAACGCGUCCUGCGUCAACAGCGAGGGAUCGUACUAUUGCGAGUGCGAUCGCGGCUUCGCCGGCAACGGAGUGACCUGUGCGGACAAGAACGAUUGCGACAAGCGUGGCACGUGUUUGGAGAACUCCGAGUGCAUCAACACCCGCGGCUCAUACAGUUGGCAGUGCAGAACCGGUUUCUACCACUACGGCGCCGUGUGUCUGGACCUGGAUGAAUGCCAGACGCCGGCGAACAACACGUGUGACGCGAACGCCGCAUGCCGCAAUACGCUGGGAUCACACGAGUGCUCGUGUCUGCCGGGAUUUACCGGCAAUGGCACGCAGUGCGAUAACGUGGUCGAGUGCCUCGGCGGCGCGAGCGUUUGUGCCGCCACGAAUGCGGUGUGCACAGACCUGUUCGGCUCUUACGAGUGUGAGUGCAAAACGGGAUACACUGGCAACGCUCACACGAAUUGCACCGACGUGAAUGAGUGUAAUGUCGUGGGCACCUGCCACGAAUCAGCGCAGUGCAUGAACAACCCGGGCAAUUUUACCUGCACAUGCAAUACAGGUUACAGUGGAGAUGGACAGCAGUGUACUGAAAUAGAUGAAUGCUCAACUGGCACUCACAAGUGCCAUUCUGAUGCUGUCUGUAGCAGCAGUGCAGGAAACUUUACUUGCAGUUGCAAGAAUGGUUUCUUUGGCAAUGGAACGAUAUGCCAAGACAAGGAUGAAUGUGGUGGAGCUGUACCAGUGUGCAGUGUAAACUCUGUAUGUGACAACCUUCCUGGUUCUUUCCGUUGCAAUUGCCUUAGUGGUUACUUGAAGAUUGGCGUAUCUUGUGUGGAUGUCAAUGAAUAUAACGGCACGGACUGCGUCGAUCACAACGAAUGUCAGGAUGGUGGCCAUGAUUGCCAUGACAACGCAAUGUGCUCCAACACGGCAGGAGGUCAUGAUUGCUCAUGUUACCCAGGUUAUGAAGGUCCAGGCACAUGCUGUUCAGAUGUGGACGAGUGUGCAGGUGAUCUUCACGACUGUUCGUCGGAUGCCACUUGUCAGAACAACAUUGGUAGCUUCAGUUGUUCAUGUACUUCAGGAUACAAGGGUAAUGGAAAGAGUUGUGUGAAUGUUGAGGAGUGCCUGAAAUCACCGUGUGACGAGAAUGCCAAGUGUACGGACACCGUUGGAAGUUUUACUUGUGCAUGUAAACAUGGUUAUACCGGAACAGGAAAGUUCUGUGUGGACAUUGAUGAAUGUUCGAGUUCCAAGGCCAACAUGUGUCACAGUGAUGCAACAUGUUCAAACAAAAAGGGUUUCUACAAUUGUACGUGUAAUAGUGGUUUUCACGGCGAUGGCAUAAACUGCACAAACAUCCGUGAAUGUUCCAAUUCAUCAACCUGCACCUCGAACUCUAGCUGCACAGAUAAUGUCGGUUCGUAUACAUGCAAGUGCGAUAGUGGUUUCUCAGGUGAUGGGAUUUCAUUAUGUUCUGAUGUGGACGAGUGUUUGGUGAUAACCUCUUGCCAUGCUGAUGCAAUCUGCACGAACAGUGAGGGAAAGUUUGAUUGCAGUUGCAAAACUGGUUACAGUGGAGAUGGACAGCAGUGUACUGAAAUAGAUGAAUGCUCAACUGGCGUUCACAACUGCCAUUCUGAUGCUAUCUGUAGCAACAGUGCAGGAAACUUUACUUGCAGUUGCAAGAAUGGUUUCUCUGGCAAUGGAGAAACAUGCCAAGACAAGAAUGAAUGUGCUGGAGCUGUACCAGUGUGCAGUGUAAACUCUGAAUGUCACAACGUCCCUGGUUCUUUCCUUUGUAAUUGCAGUACUGGCUACUUGAAGGAUGGAAUAUCUUGCGUGGAUAUCGAUGAAUGUAACGGCACGAACUGCAUUGAUCACAACGAAUGUCAGAAUGGCGGCCAUGAUUGCCAUGACAACGCGAUGUGCUCCAACACAGUGGGAGGUCAUAAUUGCUCAUGUGACCCAGGUUAUGAAGGUCCAGGUACCUACUGUUUAGAUGUGGACGAGUGUGCACGUGAUCUUCACGACUGUUCAUCGGAUGCCACUUGUCAGAACAACAUUGGUAACUUCAGUUGUUCAUGUCAUUCAGGAUACAAGGGUAAUGGAAAGAGUUGUGUGAAUGUUGACGAGUGCCUGAAAUCACCGUGUGACGAGAAUGCCAAGUGUACGGACACCGUUGGAAGUUUUACUUGUGCAUGUAAACAUGGUUAUACCGGAACAGGAAAGUUCUGUGGGGACAUAGAUGAAUGCUCAACUGGCGCUCACAACUGCCAUUCUGAUGCUAUCUGUAUCAACAGUGCAGGUAACUUUACUUGCAGUUGCAAGAAUGGUUUCUCUGGCAAUGGAGAGACAUGCGAAGACAAGGAUGAAUGUGGUCGAGCUGUACCAGUGUGCAGUGUAAACUCUGAAUGUGACAACGUUCCUGGUUCUUUCCGUUGUAAUUGCUUUACUGGCUACUUGAAGGAUGGAAUAUCUUGCGUGGAUAUCGAUGAAUGUUCUAAUAGUUCUUACACUACCAACUGCCAUGCUCAUUCAACAUGCUCAAACACCAAAGGAAGCUAUGUGUGCGUCUGUCAUCAAGGACACAAUGGUAAAGCUAUUUAA